Saxophila tyrrhenica is the source of this 345-nucleotide messenger RNA. RefSeq lists its product as uncharacterized. The record is from RefSeq and is a predicted model, not a curated record. The transcript has 3 exons. Bases 1 to 345 code for a protein of 114 amino acids. Lineage: Eukaryota; Fungi; Ascomycota; Dothideomycetes; Mycosphaerellales; Extremaceae.
AUGGCCCAAGAAGUCCACAUCGUCGCCACCCUGGCCCCGAAAGCCGACAAGGUCGACCGUUUCAAGGACCUGAUGAGCCAGAUGUGCAAAGACGUCCACGCCAAAGAAGAAGGCUCCACGCACCGCUACAUCUUGACCGAGCAGCUCGGCACGCCGGAGGGGGAGCCGAAGUUCGUUAUGGUUGAGACGUACAAAGACAAAAACGCCGCAGACAGCCACACGCAGACGGACCAUUUCAAGCAGCUUUUUGGGGUGAUGGAGAAGGAAGGGUUGUUGAGGGAGGGACCGUGGUUGGCGCAGACGGUUAGUAAGGCCGGGUUUGAGAGGGAUAGGAAGUUGAUCUGA